This is a messenger RNA of Ochotona princeps (American pika), 2133 nucleotides long. RefSeq names its product DEAD-box helicase 56 (gene DDX56). The record is from RefSeq and is a predicted model, not a curated record. Gene Ontology annotation, cellular component: nucleolus. Bases 96 to 1739 code for a protein of 547 amino acids. Lineage: Eukaryota; Metazoa; Chordata; Mammalia; Lagomorpha; Ochotonidae. Gene Ontology annotation, molecular function: RNA helicase activity; ATP binding; nucleic acid binding. The transcript is spliced from 14 exons.
ACUUCCGGGAAGUGACGCUCUCCUGCCUCUGAUUGGUUGUCGCCGUCGGCCCUCUCUUCCUGACGCACGAGUGCGGCGUGGAUUCCGGCAUCGCCAUGGAGGAGCCGGACUCGCUGGGCUUCGAACACAUGGGUCUGGACCCCCGGCUGCUGCAGGCAGUCACAGACCUGGGCUGGUCGCGACCUACGCUGAUCCAGGAGAAGGCCAUUCCGCUGGCACUGGAGGGGAAGGACCUGCUGGCCCGGGCCCGCACGGGCUCGGGGAAGACCGCCGCCUACGCGCUGCCGAUGCUGCAGCUUCUGCUCGACCGCAAGGCGACAGGUCCAGUGGCGGAGCAAGCUGUGAGAGGCUUGGUCCUUGUCCCCACCAAGGAGCUGGCACGACAAGCCCAGACCAUGAUUCAACAGCUGGCCAAAUACUGUGCUCGGGAUGUGCGGGUGGCCAACGUGUCAGCUGCUGAAGACUCGGCAGCCCAGCGAGCCGUGCUGAUGGAGAAACCGGAUGUGGUGGUGGGGACCCCGUCGCGGAUCCUGGGCCACUUGCAGCAGGACACCUUGAGGCUGCGGGACUCCCUGGAGCUGCUGGUGGCGGAUGAGGCCGACCUGCUGUUCUCCUUCGGCUUCGAGGAGGAGCUCAAGAGCCUGCUGUGUCACUUGCCCCGCAUUUACCAGGCCUUCCUCAUGUCGGCCACUUUCAACGAGGACGUGCAGGCACUCAAGGAGCUGGUCCUACAUAACCCGGUCACACUCAAGUUGCAGGAGUCUCAGCUGCCAGGGCCUGACCAGUUGCAGCAGUUCCAGGUGGUCUGUGAGACGGAGGAGGACAAGUUCCUGCUAUUGUACGCCCUGCUUAAGCUGUCCUUGGUCCGGGGCAAGGCCCUGCUCUUUGUCAACACCCUGGAGCGGAGCUACCGCCUGCGCCUUUUCCUUGAGCAGUUCAGCAUCCCCUCGUGCGUGCUUAAUGGCGAGCUCCCGCUGCGCUCCAGGUGCCACAUCAUCUCCCAGUUCAACCAGGGCUUCUAUGACUGUGUCAUCGCCACUGAUGCCCAGGUCCUGGGGCCUCCGGCCAAGGGCAAGCAGCGGGGCCGAGGGCCCAAAGGGGACAAGGCCUCUGACCCGGAAGUGGGCGUAGCUCGGGGCAUAGACUUCCACCAUGUGUCUGCCGUGCUCAACUUUGAUCUCCCCCCGACUCCUGAGGCCUAUGUUCAUCGAGCUGGCAGGACAGCACGCGCCAACAAUCCUGGCAUCGUCUUGACCUUCGUGCUGCCCACUGAACAAUCCCACUUGGGCAAGAUUGAGGAGCUUCUGAGUGGAGAGGGUGAGGCUCCUGUCUUGCUUCCCUACCAGUUCCGGAUGGAGGAGAUUGAGGGCUUCCGGUAUCGCUGCAGGGACGCCAUGCACUCGGUGACAAAGCAGGCCAUUCGGGAGGCGAGGCUGAAGGAGAUCAAGGAGGAGCUUCUGCACUCAGAGAAGCUCAAGACCUACUUUGAAGACAACCCCAGGGACCUGCAGCUGCUGCGGCACGACCUCCCCCUGCACCCUGCUGUGGUGAAACCUCACCUGGGCCACGUCCCCGACUACCUGGUUCCUCCUGCUCUUCGUGGCCUCAUACGCCCUCCCAAGAAGCGCAAGAAGCCCUCCUCUUCCUGUAGGAAGGCCAAGAAGGUGAAGGCCCAGAAUCCACUGCGCAGCUUCAACCACAGAGGAAAGAAACCCAGACCCACAGUGUUGCCCUCCUGAGGUCACCGGGCCCGAGUCCAACGUUGGUGGGACUGCAGCCUGGGGCACCCAUGUGGGCACUCUGGUCUCACUGUGCUGCCUGGACAUACUGAACUCGGUGCAGGGCCAGCAUCUGGCUGCAUCACAGAAUAAAGGUUCUGCCCCAGGUUGUGCUUCCAGACCUCAGGGAUCAGGAAACUUCCGGAAGGUGGUGCCUGUGCCGUGUUCUGCAGUACCAGGCUGCACCAGCAGAGGUCAGCCUGGUGGAGCCAGCCCAAGUCCACUGCAUCCAGUUUGUCCAGCUUCUUGUUUUCUUGGCUGCUGUAACCCCGCUGUCUGAUGUGUCUCUGGAGAACAGGUCUUCCUGGCCACAGGUCUUCUCUUUUAAAGAGUUAAACCCCCCAUGAGCAGGACA